AUGAUGUCGGUCAUCGUGCGCGUGGCCGGCCUGUUCGGACUGAUGGUGUCGGAGCCAAAGACAGAGAUCAUGUGCAUGCUGCCAAAAGGGAUCGAGGAACACCCGUUCACGGUCAGCGCCGCCGGCCAGACGUACAAGCAGACAGAUCGGUUUGUGUACCUCGGACGUACCAUCUCCGCGGACGGGAAGGCCGACCGGGAGAUCACGAGCCGCAGCUGCCGAGCGUGGAAGUGCUACCGCCGGAACAGUGCUUCGAUGUACGACAGGCGACGGGCCAACCGCCAGCUCAAGAUCCGGCUUCUCCAGGCUGAAGUGGUGGAGACUCUCCUGUAUGGGUGCGCCUCGUGGAGCCUAACAGUGGAGCACUACACGAAGCUCACUGGGACCCACCGCCAGUUCCUUACACGGUGCAUCGGCUGGAGCAAGCGGAAACGCUCAGACCGCCCCCUGUCCUAUGCCCAGGCCCUCAUCCAGGCAGGCUGCGAGGAAACCAUCGAGGCCACCGUGCGCAAACGGAGACUGUGUUUCGCGGGCUUUGUUAUGUGCAUGGAGGACAGCCGCCUCCCCAAGCGCAUGCUGUUAGGAGCGAUGGCGGGGGGCGUGGGAUACCGGGGCGGGCAGGAGAGCGACUGGGUGUCUCGUCUAGGAGAGGACCUCGUGGCCUUCAACAUGGGAGACGAAAAGGAAGGGGGGAAAUGGAAAAAGAGCGUCAAGGACCCGGAGGUGUGGUACAACAAGGUCGAGGACGGGGCGGCAUGGUUCAUGAGGAAAUGGCACAUGCAGGAGGCGGAAGCGUCCGCGAAGCGCCAGCGCGCGAGGGAAGCAGAAGCAGAGAGCUUGGGGCGCGGCAGUGCAGCCAGUUCUUCCAAGCCACGCAGCCGCGGUUUUCGACCAAAACCGAAGAAGGCCGUUCCUGCCGCAGCUGCCAGCGUCGGUGGUGCUGGUGGGGACGUGCAGCGCUCCAUCAACUCUGGGCCGAUUGCCCCGCCGCCCACACCAAAGCCGGACCCGGCUACCGCAGCACCCGCCAUCGGCGCAGGAAUCGGCAGACCGGGGGUGCCCAAGCCGUCCAGCAGCAGCAGCAGCAGCAGCAGCAGUCGCAUAUCUUCUGCGUCCCUGCUAACUUCCAUGCCCUCGGCAGCGGCAGCAGCCCCCCGGAGGGAAGCGCCGGCGAGCCGCGGCAUCGGAACCAUUCUGGCAGCUUCUUCGUCGCUAGCUUCUGGUGGGGGGGGGUCGUCGGCACGGUUAGUGCCCGGUUUUCCAAGUUCUGCGGGAGGGAAUGGGGCAGGAGCGGGGUCGAAGAGCUUGCCGAGGGCCGGCUCAAGCUUCAUCGCUACGCCCGGGAGCUCCCUCAAGGCUAGUGGUGCUGGUGGUGCGGAGAAGCGUUCGGGCGGUACCGGUCUCCAAAACGGCGGCGUUAGCGGCAAGGAGCUGGUGGAGGCCUGCGGGGCUGCUGGCGCCGCCGGGAAGAGGAGCAAGGGAAAGGACAAGGAAAAGCUCAAAGAGCUCACGGCUGAGGAGGUCGCCACUAUGAAGAUAGCCGACUUCUGCACCUCGUACAAGUCGCGGCUGCCCCCUAAGCCAAAGGACAAGGGAGCCAAGGAAAAGGCGGUCAAAAUGAAGGCGGCGGAUGCAGCCAGGAGGAAAAGGAAAGCCCUAUCGGAGGCCGGCGGGGCCCCUCCGCCACCCAAGCAGAGCAUGAAGGUGGUCUUCAAGGACGGGAAGUUUGUGGUCAACGACGCUGAUCUGAUCGUGGAAGGCGCCAGCGGCAUCGACGACGAGAACCGAGAAGAGGUGGACGAGGACGAAACCACAGCCGCGACGGCGAGCUCCUUCACCAACCGCGAGACCCCCAUGCGGUGGAAGCCCCACGACAUCAUCAAGUUUUACAGGGGCAUCCAGAUGUACAACCUGUCCUUCGACCAGAUGGCCAAGACGCUGUUUCGCGGCGAGCGCACCCAGAAGCAGCUCAAGAAGAAGUUCGAGAAGGAGCUUCGGAACCACCCGGAAAUGGUGCAUCGCGCCCUCAGGACCCAGAUCAACAAAGACCACCCUUACUUCUCGAAAGAUCCGCCGCCGUUGCCUACCUUCGAGCCCGAACCGAAGGAAAAGGUCCGGAAGACUAGGCAGGGCGCCAAACGAAAAGCAGCAGCGGGCAAAAGUGGAGCAGCAGCAGUGGAGCAGAAGGGCGGCGGGCCGCCGGCUGCUGGAAAGAAAACCUCCCCCUCCUCCUCCUCCUCCUCCUCCUCCUCCUUCUCCUCCUCUUCCUCCUCGACGAAACCCAAGGGCAAGGGUGGCCCCGGCAGCUCCGCUGCUGCCGGCGACGCUGCUCCCGGCGCUAGCGAUGGUGAUGGUGAUGACGAGGUAGACGGAGGUGGGGGAGAGGGAGAGCAGCCCCCGGCAAAGAAAAGAAAGAAGCGGGCCCGCGGCACGGCGGCUGCCGCCGCCGCGAGAGAACGGCGAACGGCCGCCACCGCCGCCGCCGCCGCCGCCGCCGCCGGAAGGACAGGUUCCGCCGCUGCUGAGGAGGAGGGAGGGGGGGGCGGUGGAUGUGGCGCAGAGGAGACGGGGGGGCUAACGAGGGAGAGGCGGCCGUACCGCGCGGUGCGCGACCACUCCCUCGUGGCCGCCGCCGCCGCUGUUCAUUCCGAUGACGAAGGUGGGGCGACGGUCACUGAAGACGAGCCAGAAGAGAGCGACGUGGAGGAAGGGAGCGGAAGCAGUGAGGCUGGCGGGGGCAGCGAUGAGAGGAGCGUGAAGGCCGCUCUUGCCGCUGCUACGACGACGGUCGCUCGGAGCGGCAGCGGCGGCGUCAAGCGGAUACGCGGCGACGCCAUCGCCGGCACCACCGGCGAGCGGGACGAUGACGGGCCAACUCCCCCGCGUGCCGGAAAGAGACCAAGAGGUACAAGCGCGCCGACCAACGAAGACGGCGGCGGCGGUGGGUCAACCACGAGUCGGAGCGACGGCUGCCGUGAGUCACGACGAGAGGAGGGGGAUGAGGCCGACCUCGACGCGCGUGCCAACGGCGCUGCGAGGGCGGCAGGAGAGCAGCAGCGGGAAGAGGAUGGAGUGGACGGUCCCAGGAUGUCGGUGUCGGCACGCAUGCCCGGGAGGUGGAGAUAGCCAGGGGGGGGGGGGGGGGGGGAGGGGGCAGGAUGGGGGGUGAUGAGCCAGCGGUACCGGCCGGAGGGGGGGGCUCACAGCUGUGGCCUAGACAGAUAAUGGCCACAGCGGAUAAGAAUGUCGUCCUGGACAGCAAGCAAUUCUCUCGUAUGCCCUUGUUGCAAGUAAGAGUUGGUUGUUUUUUGCCUAUAAAGCGGUUUGCACGGCGAUCGGGUGGUGUCGGAGCAUGGGACAUCGCACCCUUUUUAUGUGUGGCCGAGGUACUGCAGAGCGAGCACACACGGCGGUUGUUGGGGCGAGGGCGAGGGUAACCUGUCCGCUGUUAGCCGCAGGUGUUGGCGUCGGUAGCAACGCACGCGCUCGUCUCGGGGUGUGGAGACCGAGCAAAUACGUGCGUACCUCUGUCGUUUCGCUCCAAUCCUGAAUCUGGUCAUGGGUGGGUGUCAUUGCCAUCGCUCGCCCUUCGAGGGGGUUCGCUCUACUACGCGAUUUUGCCAAUCUACGGCACACCUUGCUUUGGUAUGUGUGUGUGGUUUUUUUUAUGUGUGUGUGGGUGGGAAUCGAGAACAGUCUGGAUUGGAUGGGUUUGGCCGCGUGUCAAAAUCAACAUGUACAGACUCUUCCAUGAUGCACACCCAUGAUGCGGGGAGGUUUCAGUUCGUGUGGAUGGACAAGGAUUGGUAGGGGGGGGCACAG
Molecule: messenger RNA, 3822 nt
Organism: Ectocarpus sp. CCAP 1310/34
Lineage: Eukaryota; Phaeophyceae; Ectocarpales; Ectocarpaceae
Source: the annotation of a GenBank genome assembly